This is a messenger RNA of Aspergillus calidoustus, 579 nucleotides long. The record is from the annotation of a GenBank genome assembly. NCBI's taxonomy places the organism in Eukaryota, Fungi, Ascomycota, Eurotiomycetes, Eurotiales, Aspergillaceae.
AUGCUCUCCUUCCUCUCCUCAAGCCUGUCGAACACGCGGCAAACCCUUGCCCAAGUGUUAUCCUUUGGCCUCGUGCUAUCUACUGCUUUUAUGCUCUGGAAAGGGCUGUCAAUAGCUACGGCGUCUUCGUCGCCAAUCGUUGUCGUCCUCUCAGGAUCUAUGGAACCUGCCUUCCAACGUGGCGACCUUUUAUUCCUCUGGAAUCGCAGCCCCCGCGCUGAAAUCGGCGAGAUCGUCGUCUACAACGUGAAGGGCAAGGAUAUCCCGAUCGUACACCGUGUUGUGCGGUCAUUCCCUGAGGUAGAGGGAAAGCGGAAGACCGUGAAGGAGGUUCCUGAGUCCUCGCCAGUCCCCCCAAACAUGCUCCUCACCAAGGGCGACAACAACAUUGCCGACGACACGGAGCUUUACGCGCGCGGACAGGAAUAUUUGCACCGGAAGGAGGACAUUGUGGGUAGCGUGCGCGGGUAUAUGCCGAUGGUGGGCUAUGUGACGAUUAUGCUGAGUGAGCACCCUUGGCUGAAGUCGGUGUUGUUGGGGAUUAUGGGCCUGAUGGUGAUUUUGCAGAGGGAGCAGUAA